AGAACGAGUACCUUUAUAUGUUGCUGAUAAUACUUUUGUACUUUUACUGAAGUAGGAUUUUUAUUUUCGAGUAUUCUGACAUUGUUGUAUUGCUAGCUACUUUUACUUAGGCUAAGUAAAAGUUCUGAAUACUUCUUCCACCACUGACGGGGGCAAUUCUGCAAAACAUACUUAUGAUACAUUUUGUUGCUAAUACUUAAUUUUAUUUAGGUCAUAUUUUGAAUGCAGGACUUCGUAUUAUUUUUAUUUCGUGGUGUGGCUAUAUAAGGAUAGGAAUUCCUCUUCCCGCCACUGUUUGGACGCUGUACUGCGCAUGUGUGUUUUCCCUGUUGGUGAACUGACUUAUCUUGACAUGUAAACACUCUCUGAUGAAGCUAUGGUAGCGAGGUAGCUCAUUGGUCCAACGUCACAUCGCAGUCUUCUUGUUUAUAGCUAGUUAGACGGGGAAAUGUUCCUAUUUAAGAUGAAAUUGGUGUCAGCAUCCGGCGGCUGUCCGUGAACAUGAGUGUCGGAGGGAAAACGUGGCGUGCGUCCUGUCUCCACUCAGUGUUGUUUACAUAGAUCCUCUCUUUACUGAUUUCCGCUCAUUAGCAUCACCCGUCGCUCGCGCCACCGUCCAGCAGCGAUGUACAAGGAGGGGGACGAAGUGCAUGACGACUGCGGCUCCCGGGAGGAGUGGACGCUCCUGUUCUGGACCUCUCUGGCCGUCAUCGUCCCGGUCAUCAUCACACUGUGGUGCAGCGCCCAGCGCUCCAAGCGGAAAACGCACAUGAAGGAUUUCUUUCGCAAGAGCAAGCACGGCUGGCACUACACAGACCUGUUCAACAAGCCCACCUACUGCUGCGUGUGCUCCCAGCACAUCCUCCAAGGGGCUUUCUGCGACUGCUGCGGCGUGUGCGCCGACGAGCAGUGCCUGCGCCGGGCCGACCGGAGCCUGUCGUGCAAGGAGAUCCUGGCCCCCUCUAGCCCUGACGGAGCCAUGGGGCACCGCUGGGUCCGCGGAAAUGUCCCCCUCGCCAGCUACUGUGCAGUAUGCAAACAGCAGUGUGGGACCCAGCCGAAGCUCUGCGACUUCAGGUGUGUGUGGUGUCAGGCCAUAGUGCACGAUGACUGCAUGGACAGCCUGGCAGAUGCAGACCAGUGUGACCUGGGCGAGUUCCACAGCCUCAUCAUCCCUCCUCACUACCUGUACCGUGUCAACAAGCUCCGCCGCAGGCACCCCGACGAGUACAGCAAGCUGGCGUCUUCCUUUGGCAGUGGCUGGACUCCAGUGUUGGUCUUGGCUAACACACGCAGUGGUAACAACAUGGGGGAGGCUCUGCUGGGAGAAUUUCGCACCCUUCUGAAUCCUGUGCAGGUGUUUGACCUGUCUGAGUUGACUCCCUCCAAAGCCCUCCAGCUGUGCACCCUGCUGCCCCCCGGCAGUGUUCGGGUGCUGGUGUGUGGGGGUGACGGCACAGUGGGCUGGGUGCUGGAUGCCAUCGAUACUAUGAAGCUGAAGGGCCAAGACCAGUUUAUGCCAAGGGUGACCAUCCUGCCCCUGGGGACAGGAAAUGACCUUUCCAACACUUUAGGCUGGGGUGCCGGGUAUGCCGGAGAGAUCCCUGUGGAACAGGUUCUCCGUAACAUCCUUGAUGCCGAGGUGGUCAAAAUGGACAGAUGGAAAGUGCAGGUGGCUUCAAAAGGUCUCUACUUUCGUAAACCAAAGGUUCUGUCUAUGAACAACUACUUCUCCGUGGGGCCUGAUGCUCUGAUGGCGCUCAGCUUCCACACGCACCGCGAGAAAACACCCUCCUUCUUCUCCAGCCGCAUCAUCAACAAGGCGGUAUAUUUCCUGUAUGGCACCAAAGAUUGUUUAGUACAGGAAUGUAAGGAUCUGGAUAAGAGGAUUGAGCUGGAGUUGGAUGGGGAGAGGGUGGCUCUGCCCAGUCUGGAGGGCAUCAUAGUUUGUAACAUUGGCUACUGGGGUGGAGGCUGCAGACUCUGGGAGGGUAUGGGGGAUGAACCCUGCCCCCCCACACGGCUGGAUGAUGGUCUGCUGGAGGUGGUGGGUGUGUUUGGUUCCUUCCACUGUGCUCAGAUCCAGGUCAAGAUGGCCAAUCCUGUACGGCUGGGACAGGCCCACACUGUCAGGCUGGUUCUUAAGAGCUCCAAGAUGCCCAUGCAGGUGGACGGGGAGCCGUGGGCCCAGGGUCCCUGCACCAUCACCAUCACCCAUAAGACCCAGGCCCUCAUGCUGUACCACAGCGGCGAGCAGACGGACGAUGAUGACGACGAAUCCAGCGCCUCUGAGGCGGAGAGCCCCACCCCUCACGACUCGCCCAGGCCCCCGGGGCAGGCCGCCACUCAUGCGUGACCCGCUCCAAACAUCACGUGAACAUCUUAUCUCAGUCUUCUUUCUGCAGCCCAGUUUCUGUUAAUCCCUCACCUGCAUUUGCAAUGGCACUUACUCGCCCUCCUCUAACACACUUCAUCCUCAAAUCACGUUGAUGAGAAUAGAAGUUACAAUUUUCCUGUGUAAUCAUUUCAUAUCUUUUCAGAGAGCUCACAGGGGUUAGAAAGGUUAGUUUGGAAUUGGGCUGGUGUGAUUUGUUUUUUGGUCUUUUCUCUCCACACUCCCGGUAUAUUGUAAACCAGAGCUCAGGCAGUUCCCCCUCCACAGGCGGGACAGUCCGGAGGAGGUGAAUGUUAUGGAGAAAGAUUGCGGUUUAUUUGCACUGAUCCCUUGUGCCAUAGAUAUCUAUAGUCGACUAUACUGUAUUUACAAUUGAAUGCAUAGUGCAGCCCUGCAGGUAUCAGAGCCAUUUUUAACAUUACCCAGUAAUGUUGCCCAGGUUCAACUGACCAAACCCCCACCAAGCCAUGUCUAAAUCAACAGCAGGUGAUGAAGUAGUAAAACAGGAAAGAACAGUACUGUCACAAUGAAUGUGAAGUGGAGGUUUGGCUGAAGGUACAUACAAAGCUUUAUUGCCCAUUAGUCAUUUUUUAUUCCAGAAAGAGCACAAACAAACAGCUAGUAGACUCUAGUUGAUGGUGUGUGAAAUGUUAAACUGUACAGAAUAUCUGUUUUAAAGUCCCCUUUCAGGCUCCUCGUCACAACGUUGAUAGUUUUUAAGUGUCUCCUGCAUUUGUCACCUAAGAUAAGGCUUUGAAAUGUGUGUGUGUGUGUGUGUGUAGGCCAAAAGGUCUCUGAAUCGCGUCGAGCAAGGGCUCUGUUACAACUGCAAUGCGUUUUUAAUCACUGGACAUUGAUGUUGGUUUGUUUACUUCGUCAUUCACUGUCUUCAAGUAGCUCGCAAAACUUUUAGAUUUUACUAAGAUGCUAAGAUACAGUCUUGAAACUAUGUUUAACUUUCCUGUUAAGAGCUAUAGGAAAUGACUACACUUUUUUAUUUUGGUUUAUUUUGAAAGUACCGCCAAGUAACUUGUUCAGAGGAAUAAUGUUGUCUCGUGUAAAACCUUUUGUUUGUCCUCUUCUUUACGUAGUUCCUCCUGUUUACAUAUUUUGUGCUGCACUGUUUUGGCACUUACGCUGAUAAAUAUUGUACACUGCUUAGGACAUAGGACACACAUGAAACCAUAAUGUUGACCUUUGAUGUUGCUGCCAAUAGUGAUAACUGCUGAUGAGAUUAAGCUGUCCCAUGUUGUUACUUUACCUUAUUCAAGUAAUCCUCGUGCAUUACAUCAUUUGUGUUUUACCAAAUAGUCACCAUAAGGUGGCAGACUAAAGACAGUAUUUUCUGUAGAGUUCUGUUGAGUCUUCUACUCAAAUCUCUACAGUUUAAUAUUAAUACCAUCAGAGUUACUUGCAUGUACUUUUCUGUGUAGUGUUCAGGUGAUAUGGAUCUAACUGUUGAGUUUUAUUGUUGCAUCUUUCCUGCACUCUACAUAAUGUGUGCGUUUGUGUUUGACUGUCAGAUAGCCUACUUGUAGGGAAAUUAAUUUUACCCUUUGAGGUGGUCCUGUUUAGUGCAGAAUGGUUGCCUGUUGCUCACAGCCAUAUCAGAGAAGUCUGUAGAAUGUUAGUUUGUGCUUUCUUAGGAACCCAGAGCCAACUUGCUGCUCUUAAGGCUGAACAGGGAUCCGUUUUUAGCCGCGUGAUGCCUAUGCUUUUGGAAUAUGCACCUCCUUGGCAGGUAACCAAGCCUCACGGUUUCAUCACCCUCUGUUUUGUUUGGUGAAUGUCUUCUUGCUCAAGGACACCUGUUUAAUCUUUUACCUUAACAUCCAUGUUUACCAGAGGUGUGUGUGUGUGUUGUGUUGCACUGAAUUUGCUUAAAUGUAACAGGGUUUAUUGGCAGGUUUUUAGCCACGCUAGCAGCAUGCCUCUAGUGAAAUAUCUUGAUAACUGUUUGAUGAAUUGUGAUGCAAUUUGGUACAGAGAAUGAAUCCUAAUGAUUUGUUGAUUCUGAGCAUUUAUUUAGCUUCACCAGCAGGUCACAGUUGUGCUUGUCAAACACUUGAUCAUUGUGUCAGAACUACUGACGGUAUUUCUCUCCGCCUUAGCUGUAGUUUGAUACUAAUUCUAGUUAGCAUGCUAACAUGCUAAAUAUUAGCAUAAUACAGCCCUACUGUACGCAUGACAGCACAUGCUAACAUGCUAGCUAUCUGCUUAAAUCAGAGUUGGACCUAAAUACAGAUGUUGUUUUGCGAAACAGCUUAAAGCUGCACUUGUUUUUAUAUUAACAAUGGAUAAUGUGAAAUGGGUCCCUCAUCGUGUCAAACCCAGAGGCAAUUAUCCCCAACUCUGCAGGUCCCUUCAGAUUUCCAGAAUGUUCUUCUUCUGUUGAGUUUUAUGGCGGUUGGCAUCCACAAGUGUUCACAGUGUAAACCGCCAGUGUCCACCCAAAGUGAUCCCACUCACUACAUUGUCCAUUCUAUUACCCAGACUCAAUUGUCUGAGUUGGUGCAACAUCUAGAUCCUCUCCAGAUAUGUCCACAUUGUUCAAGAAUCUCCUUGCAGCGUCCAGCACCAUCUUAAUCCUUUCCGACUUCCCCUUUUAUUUCAGCAGCACAAUUUAUACCCAUGGCAGUGAAUGCCAGAAAUCAUUUUUUGUCCAUGCAGAUGUUCUGAUCAGCUCCAUUCCCUUUCUGCUCCUUUUCCUUUUGCACGGCCACCAUUUCACUGUUUCUCUCCAUUCUCUUAGCAGCUUCAGCGUAUGAUGUUGCCUUUUCUGCUCUGCUCUUUUACUUCCCUAAUUCUUUUUGGACACUGUGCCGAUCCCGUAUGGUGAUUUCCCUCGCAGUGCAGGCACAUAACUUGCUCUUUUUCCACUUUGCACUUCUCCACAUUACAGUUGUCCUUCCCACAUCUCCUGACUCCUCUACAUACUGCAGCAACGACCAUAUUCCUGACAGCAGCAUCAUCUGAGAGGAGCUCUGUCAUCUGGCCUCACCCUGGAACACACAUAAUCAAGAUACGCUCUUUCCGGCAACUCCCCCUCAAAAGUUAAACACACUGAAUUACUGUGGUCCUUCUUCUUUACGUCUGUGUGGGAAGCAAGUCACACUGCUGUGAUCUCCAAAUACAUGAAUCUCGCCGGGCUCUGUCUCUCUGAUGCUUUGAUGCACAAUCAAUGAUAACCAUCCCACUUCUUGUUAUCCUGACCGAUCGUACAUCUCCAAGCUUUCCUCCUACAACCUUUCCGACCUCAUGUGGAUCCUUGAAAAUCCCGUCUGUUUGUGUCACAGCUAACAAGAUACGUCUCCUCUUUCCUCAUUGUCUGACUGGAAUCACUCGAAUUACUCUUACGUUUCUUUUUAUCUUCAAAUCCUCUUGUGUCCUCGUUGCUAAUUCCGCGCUGUGAUUCCUCCUCUGACCUUCCAGAGUGCUUUAGCAUCUUCCAGUUCAUAGUUUUGGUUUUACGGCUCGCAACUUCUGCUUGAACUUUUCGUUUAAUCUCACCACUCUCAUCAACCAAGUUAGCAGCAGCAGCAACAGGAAGCUGUUUUUAAGCAAAAAAAGUUCUGCUAAACCCACCGUAUGCUAUGUGCCCAGCACAAACAGCACACAGACAUAAUAGCAAUUGGCUAGUUGCCAAAGACCUUGGGAGAUGUUAGAAACCAAAACAGAGCUAAAGAGAAUGAAUAAUGUACUUAACAGUUGUCAGGUUGCCAGAAACAUGACUUCAAAUUAAUGAUAAUGUUGCUCCGUGUCUGCUGGAUGCUUAAGUAGGCUUCUGUUUGCUAACAUAUUUGGCAUAGCAACUUUAUAAGGCCAGAAUAUGUCAAACGUGUGGGACGCUCAGCUUGUUGUGUAGUUAUUAUGCAAUGUACAGCUGAGCCUAUGUCCAAAAACGGCCGUUGCACUGAGGAUAACACUUGAUUUAAGUAACAGCAUGGCCUUUUUUUCUGGCACCACCAUGGAAAUGUUUUGCCCCACUAGUGCUGGAUUUAAUAUUAAAGUGGUCUCAUUUUUAAACCAUCCAACAAAUCUGUUUCCUGGUGUGCAAUGACUGUUACACGUCACAGGGUUGCUAGCAUGGCUAAAGACUUUUACUUGUUUUACUGUUGGGUUGGAGGGACAUGACUGUGAUGUUAGUGUUUUGAAUGCUCCCAAUUCAAAGCAUUCAGUUUUAUUAUUUGUUAAGUCUUGGCAGAUAUAGAACAGUAUUUACAGUGGCUUCAUAAAGUAUUCAGACCCCUUCACUUUUUGCACACUAUUGUGUUGUAGAUUUCAUUUGAAAUUGAUAAAAUUGCCAUGUUUCCCCAUCAAGCUACACUCAAUUACCCAUAAUGACAAAGUCAAAGGAUGUUUUUAGAAAUGUCUGCAAAUGUGUUACAAAUCAAAAACUGAAAUCUCAUCUCAUUUAUAUAAGUAUUCAGACCCUUUGCUGUGGCACUCCAGAUUGUGGUCAGGUGCAUCCUGUUUGCUUGAAUUAUCCUUGAGAUGUGUCUAGAACUUGAUUGGAGUCCAACUGUGGCAAAGUGAAUUGAUUGGACGUAGUUUAGAAAGGCACACAGCUGUGUAUAUAAGGUCCCACAAUUCACACUGCAUGUCACGACAAAAACCAAGCCAUGAAGUCCAAGGAACGUCUUUAGCCCUCCGCAAUAAAAUUGUGGCAAGGCUCACAUCAGGGCAAGGGUAUAAAACCAUUUCUAAAGCUUUGAGUGUUCUCAGGAGCACAGUGACCUCAAAAACUGAAAUGGAAGAAGUUUGGAACCACCAGGACUCUUUUGGCCAAACUGAGUAACUGGGCAAGAAGAGCCUUGGUCAAGGAGGUGACCAAGAACCCAACGGUCACUCCAAGAGAGCUUCGGAAGUCCUCUGCAGAGAUGAGAGAACCUGCCGGAAGGACGACUAUCUCAGCAGCACUCAAUUAGGCCUUUAUGGUAGAGUGGCUAGACGGAAGCCACUUUUAGUAAAACGCAUAUGCCAGACAGCAUUUCAAGGACUCUGAGAGCUUGAGGAAAAAAACUUAGACUUCUGGUCUAAUGAGACAAAAAUGUAACUAUCUGGACAGAAGUCCAAGCACUAUGUCUGGUGAACACCAGGCACUGCUCAUCACCUGGCUAAAACCAUCCCUACUGGUGGCACCGUCAUGCUAUAGGGGUGCUUCUCAGCGACAGGGACAGGGAGACUGCUCAGAAUUGAGGGAUGGAUGAAUGCAGCCAAAUACAGAGAGGUCUUUGAAGAAAACCUGCUCAAGAGCGAACGCACCCUCAGACUAGAGCGACGGUUCACCUUUGAGCACAACAAUGACCCGAAGCAUACAGCCAAGACAAUGCUGGAGUGGCUUCGGGACAGGUCUGUGACUGUCCUUGAGUGGCCCAGCCAAAGCCCAAACUUAAACAUAGAACCAUAGAACAUCUGCGGAGAGACCUGAAGAAGGCAUUUCACGGACGCUUCCCAUCCAAUCUGACGGAGCUUGACUGGAUCUGCCAGGAAAAAUGGGAUAAAUUCCCAAAUCCAGGUGUGCAAAGCUUGUAGAGACUUACCCAAGAAGACUCUGCUACCCAAGGGGCAAAUCUGCAAAAACUUCUAAAAACAUGUUUUCACUUUGUCAUUAUGGGUGUAGUAUGAGUAUGUAUGAGUGUAGACUGAUGGGCAAACAUUGCAAUUUUAUUCAUUUAAAAUUACAUCUAUAACACAAAGUGUGCAAAAAGUGAAGGGGUCUGAAUACUUUCUGAAGCCACAGAGACUCAAUUUGGCAAGGCCAAGGCCAAGGCCACUGUUGUGUGUGUGUCUGUGUGUGUACAAAAAAUAUUUCAUUAUUAAUGAGUAUAUAUUUGAAUAUGCUUACUUUUUUGCUGUCAUAUCUGUAAAAGUAAAGGCUGAUAAGAAUGUGCCGAAAACAUGAUAAUUAAUUUCAUUUUGACUACGAUAUGGUCAAAAUAAGAGGCCUCUGCUAAACGGGAAUGAAAAUACAAAGAAACUGUCUGCGUGAAAAUAAGCUUUUAUUGGUAACAAUCAUGGAAAACAUAGCUGUUAAUGAAAGAGGUUAUAGGUGAAAUUGUUACUGCAGGUGACAAACUGAUUUUGAUUGAACUGAAUGUAUUGAAGCGAUCUUUUGAAUUUUAAGACAUUCCCAUAAAUAUUUUCAUAUAUAAA
Molecule: messenger RNA, 8551 nt
Organism: Siniperca chuatsi (mandarin fish)
Lineage: Eukaryota; Metazoa; Chordata; Actinopteri; Centrarchiformes; Sinipercidae
Gene: dgke
Product: diacylglycerol kinase, epsilon
Exons: 11
Coding region: 626-2356 (576 amino acids)
Molecular function (GO): ATP-dependent diacylglycerol kinase activity
Source: RefSeq, a predicted model, not a curated record